Messenger RNA from Brenthis ino (lesser marbled fritillary), 864 nucleotides. The record is from the annotation of a GenBank genome assembly. NCBI's taxonomy places the organism in Eukaryota, Metazoa, Arthropoda, Insecta, Lepidoptera, Nymphalidae.
AUGGCUGAAAACAAUAUAAAAAUGGCCCUCAGUCCCCGGCAGACCUUUGAUGGUCAGAGGGUGCGAAGAAUCUCCGGGUCAGCCAUGACGAUUGCUACGUGGAACGUCAAGAGUAUGUACCGCACCUAUAAAGUGGUAAAUAUAGAACGGGAGAUGCUAAGACUUAAGAUAAACAUCCUUGGGGUGAGCGCCGAUAUUGGAUCUGAUCACAAUCCGGUUGUUGCAUCCCUUCGCUGUAGUAUGAAAAUUCUAAAACCUAAAUCAAAAAGACAACAAAUGGAUGUGACCAGACUUAAAGAACCGGAAAUACGGCUUAAAACAGCUACAGAAAUAAAUAUGGCUGUUGACCGCUUGAACAAAGAACUUGGUCCUAAUGUUGACGUAGAAGAGACAUGGACUAAAUUAAAGGAAAAGCUUGUUGAUACUGGUAAAAGAAUUCUCCAACCAUUAAAAUGUAAAAUAAAAAACCGCUGGAUCACUGAGGAGAUUUUAAGCCUAAUGGAACAGCGCAGAACCCACAAAGGAGUAGACGAUCAACAAUAUAAAUACAUACACAAGUUAAUCCAAACAAAAGUACUUGAAGCGGAAGAAAAAUGGAUGGUUGACCAAUGCAUUGCGAUAGAAGAGUUUGAGGCCAGAUAUGAUUAUUUUAAUGUGCAUAGGAAAGUCAGGGAAAUAACGGGUACUUUUAAAACACGAAACAUGAACUGUAACGUUUUACUGGAUGAUCAGGGAAAUCCUGCUAAAACAAUUGAAGAUAAACUUAAUACUUGGCAAAAUUAUAUAACAACACUAUUCCAUGACGUUAGACCUGCUCUAGAAUCAAGUUCAUGUGGAAGUACAAUAAGGCGCAUGGAAUCAGAA